Sebastes umbrosus (honeycomb rockfish) is the source of this 2718-nucleotide messenger RNA. Its product is annotated as hydroperoxide isomerase ALOXE3-like. Bases 125 to 2137 code for a protein of 670 amino acids. The transcript is spliced from 15 exons. Gene Ontology annotation, biological process: lipid oxidation; linoleic acid metabolic process. The record is from RefSeq and is a predicted model, not a curated record. Gene Ontology annotation, molecular function: protein binding; oxidoreductase activity, acting on single donors with incorporation of molecular oxygen, incorporation of two atoms of oxygen; iron ion binding. Lineage: Eukaryota; Metazoa; Chordata; Actinopteri; Perciformes; Sebastidae.
UCCGACUAGACACUCCCACAAAACUGUAUAUAUAAAAUAACCUAACCACCUUUAUCAAAAGAGCAGUUCAUCAAAAGAACUUCUUGGUCUCAUUAACAGGAUUCUUCUGCUUUCCAGUGUGAAAAUGGUGAAUUAUGAAGUGACCGUAUCCACUGCCAAUCUCGCCUAUGCCGGCACUUUAAACAACGUCUUCAUUAAGCUGGUGGGCACAGACGGGGAGAGCAAUCGCACGUGGCUCAUGAGCCUCAAAGGGCCUUUAGCCCUCUACAGAGGAGCAGUGUCUAGUUUUACCGUGUCCUGCCCUGUCUCCAUUGGAAAGCUGGUCUGGAUAGAGCUAGACAAACAGCGUUUCCCACAGUUCUUUGAAGACUCUUGGUUUCCGGCCAAAGUGGUAGUGAAAUCCCCUGAAGGAGACACCUACAAGUUUCCCAUUUACCGCUGGAUCAAUGACUGUGAGGUGCACCGCUUCAGAGAGGGAAAAGCUCUGAGAGCCUUUGAAGACAAGAAUGAACUUGACAGGAACAGUCGGCUGCAGGAGCUGAUCCAGCGAAGGGAAUACUAUAGCUGGCAUGUGCAUGAAAAGGGGAUACCCCACAGCAUGAAGGCUGAAAGCCUUUCUUCUCUGCCUUGUGAGGUCCAGUUCUCCUUCACCAAGAAGACAGAGUUUCUCUACACAGCAUCCACUGGGCUGGUUGAGCUGAAACUGAAGGGAUUUGCUGGUUCCAAGGAGGACUGGCCUGAUAUUAAUGCUGACGAUCAUGUGUUCUGGUUCAAACGGAGUGACAUAUUAGACUAUAUCAAGAAACAUUGGAAGGAGGACGCCUUUUUUGGCUACCAGUUUCUAAAUGGUGUCAACCCCAUGUUGAUCCGACGUUGUUCAGCUCUGCCUGAGAACUUUCCUGUCGCUGACAAGAUGGUCUCCCUCUGUGGUCAGUGGUGCUUGGCAAGUGAAAUGAAGAAAGGCAACAUAUUCCUGUGUGACUACAAGAGUUUGGAUGGACUGAAACCAAACACCAUCGAUGGGAAGAAGCAGUACUUGAUGGCUCCCCUGGUCCUGCUCCACAAAACACCUGACGAUAAGCUGAUGCCGAUUGCUAUUCAGCUGAAACAGAUUCCAGCAGCUGAUAACCCCAUCUUCUAUCCUACUGAUUCUGAGUACGACUGGUUGACGGCCAAGACUUUUGUGAGAAGUGCAGAUUUCAACGAGCAUCAACUCAAUGUUCACCUGCUGCGCACUCAUCUGCUGGCUGAAGUCUUUGCAGUGUCACUGCUGCGCAACGUGCCGAUGGUGCAUCCCCUGUACAAGCUCCUCGUACCUCACACUCGCUACACGCUGCAUAUCAACUACUUGGCUCGAGAUCGUCUAAUAUCUGAGACUGGAGUUUUCACACAGUUUGCAGCUUCUGGUGGAGAGGGUAUGAUGACACUCCUGAAGAGCUCACUGGCCUCACUGACCUACAGCUCCCUCUGCAUACCAGUGGACAUUGCUGAGCGAGGGCUGGAGGCUGUGCCAAACUUCUACUACAGGGAUGAUGGACUCAAGCUCUGGGAUAUCAUCCACAGGUUUGUGCAGGGAGUGCUCGGCUUCUACUACAAGAAGGACGCUGAGGUCAAGGAAGACUCUGUACUGCAGACGUGGAUUUCAGACAUUUUUGAACAUGGAUUCCUUUCCCUAGCACGCACAGGAAUUCCUCAGAGCUUCACCACCGUGGCUGAGUUGGUCAAGUUUGUCACCAUGGUGAUCUUCACGUGCACAGGACAGCACUCGGCUGUGAACACCGGACAGUAUGACUAUGGUGGCUGGAUGCCCAACACUCCCACCACCCUGCGACUUCCUCCACCAACCACAAAGGGGAAAACAAGUGAGGCCACGAUGCAGCAGACAUUGCCUAACAUCGGCACAACAGUGAACGGAAUGGCUGCCAUGUGGCUACUUAGCCAGCCAUCCUCUGACUUUGUCCCUCUUGGCCAAUACCUGGAGGACCAUUUCAGUGAGGAGAUUCCCUGCCAGCUGAUAAGGGCUUUUCAAGGAGAGCUUCAAGUGUUAAGUGCACACAUCAAUAUCAGAAACAAGAAUCUGGAGGUCCCAUACAGAUACAUGGAUCCAGCGGAGGUAGAAAAUAGUGUGGCCAUUUGAAUGUCAGAAGGUGUGACCUCCUCAGCUGUUGGCCAAAUUCAGGAUCACAUUAACAAAAGUGGGAAAGAGAAGAACUACAUGUUUCAGCUGAUACUUUAGUGGAAAUAAUCUAAUGCAUGCGAUCGUUGUAUGCUUGUCUGUGAUUUUUAUACAGUCUGACUGAUUUAACUGUGGUGAAAAUGUACUGUUUUAAAUCAUAAUUCACAUCUUAAGUCUUCUUCUUAGUUUGUCAAUGAAUAUAUGGGGCAUCUUAUAAAAAAAAUUACUGUGGGAAAAAUAUUAUUUUGCAUUAUGAUCGUAACACUUUAGAAAUAAACUGUGCCUUAUGACUUAUUGUCAUAAUGAAGUAUAAAUAAUUGUAGGGACCUAUGUUUUGCUAAAUUUACUAUAUGCUGUUUAAUGUAUCUAUACUGUAUGUUAGAAAAAUAGGCAACAACUGAAAGGAAGACGAAACCUCUGAGUGAACUGUGUGUCUGUGAAAAAGUGCUUAUCACACAGAACAUAGUAUGCUUCACUUGUUUUUCUCUCUAUAUAAAAACUGCCAUGCCGUAAUGUAAUAAAGAACUGAUUCGUAACAUCUA